This is a messenger RNA of Bipolaris sorokiniana ND90Pr, 1058 nucleotides long. RefSeq lists its product as uncharacterized. Gene Ontology annotation, cellular component: mitochondrial large ribosomal subunit. Gene Ontology annotation, biological process: mitochondrial translation; RNA processing. Lineage: Eukaryota; Fungi; Ascomycota; Dothideomycetes; Pleosporales; Pleosporaceae. The transcript has 3 exons. The record is from RefSeq and is a predicted model, not a curated record. Gene Ontology annotation, molecular function: structural constituent of ribosome; ribonuclease III activity. Bases 68 to 880 code for a protein of 270 amino acids.
CACCAGCGCCUGGACUGGCCGCCCCAAUCGGACCCCUCCGCCUUACCCACCUAUACAAAUACCCCCAAUGGCUUCCAAACGGCCUCUCCAGUCACUCGUCUCGACCGCAUCGUCGUCACUACGUUCAGCGCGUCCAUCACAAGCCUCCAUUGUGCGGACCUCCGCAUGCGCAUUUUCAACCACCACACCCGCCAAGGCCGCGCCCGAAAACGAUACUGAGAUUGCACAACGGCCACGAUGGAAACAGACACCCCAAAGAAUGGUGGCUCCCUUCAGGUUACGGCCUCAGGCAAAAGGUGGGGUUUUCAAGGUCAAUGAGGAUCCCAAGCGAUUAGACGAUGCCUAUGUGCGCAUGUUGGGCCCUGGCGGCGACAAGGUGCUGGGAGAGGAGGUCAAGUGGCUAGCAGUGACACAUAAGAGCUUCGACCACGGAAAGAGGGGUUUCAACGACCGGCUGGCAUAUCUGGGACGGAGGAUUGUCGAACUACAAACAUCACAAGCGCUCAUAAACUCGCCACAAGAAGAUCAAUGGCCAAGAGACUCGAAUGGCGUGCCCAUGAACGACGAAUUUGGCCGCAAACCAUACCUCCACCCCGCCUUGAAUGGACUGCAAGGCUUGACCGAUGAGGCAGAGAGUUUAGUAUUGAACAAGUCACGGCUAGCACCAAUAGCAGAGAAAUAUGGUUUGGAUAAAGUUACUCGGUGGAAGCCCAGGAGGGCGGACAACCUGCAAGGUUCCGGUAUUGAAUCCGUUCUUAUGACUUCAUUAUAUGCCAUUGUUGGGGCGGUGGCACUUGAGAAAGGCGGCGAAGCAGCCAACAAGGUCGUACAAGAUAAGAUUCUUGCACCGCUCGGCUUUAGCUUUUCGCCCGAUUCAUGACCUUGACAAGAUUAUAAUCCAAAAAUCUGUACCAUAUUGUAAACAACUACAUGACGCGAUGCGGUCAUGGUUUCAGUUUCACUGUGACUUGUUUUGCCUAUCUCUUAUUUUAUCGUCUUGGUAGCAAUACCUCCUUCCUGGCUAUAUGAUGUAGGAGAGUUGUUAUAGUGCAAUGAAC